Molecule: messenger RNA, 2587 nt
Organism: Epinephelus moara (kelp grouper)
Lineage: Eukaryota; Metazoa; Chordata; Actinopteri; Perciformes; Serranidae
Product: cytochrome P450 2J2-like
Exons: 9
Coding region: 36-1529 (497 amino acids)
Biological process (GO): xenobiotic metabolic process
Cellular component (GO): cytoplasm; intracellular membrane-bounded organelle
Molecular function (GO): iron ion binding; oxidoreductase activity, acting on paired donors, with incorporation or reduction of molecular oxygen, reduced flavin or flavoprotein as one donor, and incorporation of one atom of oxygen; heme binding
Source: RefSeq, a predicted model, not a curated record
CCAUCCUCCUGCUGCCGGUUUAACUCUUUUUAACAAUGUGGCUUUUUAAAUUUUUACUCGGUUGUGACCUCACAGGGCUUUUCCUGUUCGUACUUAUUUUUAUCCUAAUAGCAGACUUCUUAAAAAACAGGAAUCCUCCAAAUUAUCCUCCAGGACCGCUGGCUCUUCCCUUUGUGGGAAACUUCUUCAGUGUGGACAGGAAACAUCCACACAAAUAUUUUACCAAGCUGGCUGAGCUCUAUGGCAACGUGUUCAGCGUUCGCCUGGGUGGUGACAAGAUGGUGGUUGUGUCUGGGUACAAGAUGGUGAAGGAAGCCUUGGUGACACAAGCCGACAACUUUGUGGAUCGACCAUACAAUGCCAUCACUGAGAGGUUUUUCUCAGGAGAGUCAGGUGGUCUAUUUGUGAGCAAUGGUGAACCAUGGAAAAGACAGAGACGUUUUGUUACAUCUACCUUACGUACCUUCGGCCUGGGCAAAAACAUCAUGGAGCAGAGUAUCUGUGAGGAGAUCCGACACCUGCAGGAGGAGAUAGAGAAGGAGAGAGGUGAACCUUUCAACCCAGCAGGCCUCUUCAACAAUGCUGUGUCCAACAUCAUUUGCCAGCUUGUGAUGGGGAAACGGUUUGACUACAGUGAUCACAACUUCCAGAUCAUGCUGAAGUAUAUAUCUGAAAUUAUUCAGGUGGAGGGCUCUGUAUGGGGUUUGCUGUAUCAGGCAUUCCCUGGAGUGAUGAAGCACAUGCCAGGUCCUCACAACGAAAUGUUCAGUCAGUUCAGCGCCAUCUUCGACUUCAUCAGUCAGGAGAUACAGAACCACAAGAAGAACCUGGACCCCAGUGUGCCCCGGGACUACAUUGAGGCUUUCCUCAUUGAAAUGAAGAAUCACAAAGAGUCUGAUCUGGGCUUCACUGAGGCCAGUCUGGCUAUAAAUUCUCUGGAUCUGUUCAUGGCUGGAACUGAGACAACGUCCACCACUUUGCUGUGGGCUUUGAUUUUCCUCAUCAAAAACCCUGAGAUCCAGUACAAGGUCCAGGCGGAGAUAGACAGAGUGAUCGGACAGACUCGACAGCCCAGUAUGGCAGACAGACCCAACCUGCCCUACACUGACGCUGUCAUCCAUGAGAUCCAGAGGAUGGGAAACAUCGUUCCUCUCAAUGGGCUCAGAAUGGCCGCCAAGGAUACGACACUGGGUGAUUAUGUCAUACCCAAGGGUACGACCUUGAUGCCCUUCCUGACCUCUGUGUUGUCUGACAAGACUGAAUGGGAGACUCCAGACACCUUCAACCCCGGACACUUCCUGGAUGCUGAGGGAAAGUUUGUGAAGAGAGAAGCCCUUCUGGCUUUCUCUGCAGGAAAACGUGUGUGUCUCGGAGAAGGCCUCGCCAAGAUGGAGCUGUUCCUGUUUUUGGUUGCUUUACUACAGAAGUUCACUUUCUCCGUUCCUGAUGGAGUAGAGCUGAGCACAGAGGGAAUAACUGGAGUUACGCGUGUACCACACCCCUUCAAGGUUUACGCCAAGUUGCGCUGAAUUUUGUAACAUCCCACUCUGUCAUUUUUCACCUAAACAAUAUGCAACAAACAAGACAAACGUUUUAGGAGAGAAAGCUGCAGUUAGUUUUCAAGCUUAGACUUUAACUGUUUAAUAAUUGCCUGGUUUACUCUUACUGCCUGUACAAUCAAAUCUAUGUGAUAGUUGGGUUUUUUUUACAUACAAAUAUUUUUGUAAUAAUGGCACUGCUUGUAAUUUACCUUUGACUUUAAUGACAGAAUGUAAAAAGACUUCAUAGACAUAUGCUCUUCAAAAUUACAUUCAAGCUGUAUUGUUUCAGAUUUCUUCAUACUACUGCUAUGUAUGAUACAUAACAUGCAAGUUAAUAAUGAACUAAAUUACAUAAACAAACCAUUUAACACAUUUGUUAAUGACUAAGAAAUGACUUGUUUUACAAAUCUGGUUUACUUCUUUGGUAAAAACACAAUAUGACAUACAUUCAUAGCUAGCGGCAUAUUUGCAAGCCAUUAUCAAUGUAAGUGGUGUUUGUCAUACCUGGGUGGCAUGCCAUAUGUGAUGCAAGAUACGGCACAUCACGUCUGGCAUACCAUGAACAAAGAGACGAUUAGGAGGGCAGGUGCUCGGAGCAAGAAACUCAGAGUAAGACUUCUCAAUCUUGAACUCAGUGGCCCAGGAAACCGCAUCAAUGAUACAGGCAGUGAAAAGGAAACUGUCAAGCUGGGAAAGGACAUUCUCUGACUAUAACAGACGGGACAGGACAUUUGCCAUGACAAUCUUGUAUCUAGGACAGUAGGAGAGCUGAAUGUUGGAAGCAACUAAAGAACAGAGCCAACCUGACUUGACCUAAACCAGAUCUGUGCAUCUGCAGACAGAAGAGAAGACGAUGUUUCCAAGAUAAAAUAAACAUAUCUUUUAUCUACUAACUACAGUCUACUCUGGUUAUGUGGGAUAGUAACUGAGUGCCUGGUUCAAGAUAGCCUUUACUGAACAACAGGAAAAACAGUUUAAGUAAUGUAAAGUCCCCUUUAAGUGUGUGUGUUGGGGAAGACGUCGGUGUGUCACAUACUUGUGAAUUU